Molecule: messenger RNA, 1053 nt
Organism: Aspergillus eucalypticola CBS 122712
Lineage: Eukaryota; Fungi; Ascomycota; Eurotiomycetes; Eurotiales; Aspergillaceae
Product: FabD/lysophospholipase-like protein
Exons: 3
Coding region: 1-1053 (350 amino acids)
Biological process (GO): arachidonate metabolic process
Cellular component (GO): membrane
Source: RefSeq, a predicted model, not a curated record
AUGCCGGGGCGAGGUCUAACGCUCCUCUCACUCGAUGGUGGAGGGGUACGCGGAUUGAGCAGUCUGCACAUUCUCAAGCAUUUGAUGGAGAGAAUCAAGGAUGAGAAAGGACUGGCAGAAGAGCCCAAACCAUGCGAGUACUUUGAUAUGAUAGGGGGUACAAGUACUGGAGGCCUGAUCGCGAUCAUGCUAGGACACCUGCGGAUGAGCGUCAACGAGUGCAUUCGGGCCUAUCUUAGACUCACCCAGCGCGUAUUUACCCCAAUUCGAUCGAAGUACGUAUCGCUCGGGUUUUCUAGGCACUUGGGAGAUGUGGUCAGCCGAUUUGACUCAGCCGCCCUGGAGGAAAUAGUCAAGAGAAUCAUACGUGAUGCAUCAUUGGACCCCGAUGCGCUGUUCUACGACGAGGAUCGUGCUUCGCAAUGCAAAGUGUUUGUUUGUGCGCUCCAGUCGGAAAUAGCCACCCCCGUGUUGCUCACCAACUACAAAAGCAAGAGAUCCGAUUCCGAUCGUCGCGAAUCAGUCAAGAUCUGGCAAGCUGCUCGAGCCACCUCAGCGGCUUCUGGUUUCUUCGAUGCACAAGAGAUUGAGAUGUCGGCGGGCUAUGUAGAGACCUACACUGACGGCGCCACGGGCUACAACAACCCCAUCCGACAGCUCUGGACUGAGGCACGGGACGUUUUCCUACCCCCGGGGGAACGUCUCGAAGGUCAUCUUGAUGCCAUCAUUUCUAUCGGGACGGGCACCCCGGCACUACAGGCUUUUGGAACAAACUUGAAAGAUAUCGCAACAGCCCUCGUGCGGAUCGCGACCGAGACAGACAAUACAGCCAACCAUUUUCAGCGCGAAUACAAGGAACUGGAUCGUGAUGGGCUGUAUUGCAGAUUGUCAGUCGCCAACGGUCUGCAGGAUAUUGGACUGGAGGACCACCAGGAGGCGAACAAGAUAAUGGCGGCAACCAAGGCUUAUUUGGAUCAUCCGGACACUGUAUCCAAAUUGACGAAGUGCCUAGAGCGGAUGAGCCAGCAUGAAUGUGAGGUUGACUAUAGAUAG